AUUAAACCAAAAUUUAAGGUAAAACCCAAAUCCUCACGAUUUUAGUGUACGAAAAUUUAUUGUCAGAUAGAAUGCUUAUCCACAUUAAUGUCAAGGCAGUCCAGAGAUUUCAGCACCACCAAAAAUUUUCCAAAACGUUGGUUAACGUAAUUCUGCUUAACAAAACAAAAAUUUACUAAACCAAAAAGCCAUGGUUAACUCAAUUCUGCUUAACAAAACAAAAAAUUUACUUUGACUUUUAUUUUUUUUCAAUUUUUGUUAGAUGGAUUUAUGAUCGUCAAAUCAAAAUCCAACGUCUGCUUUGUUUUACCGUCAAAAUCGAAGUCCUCCCUGUCAGCUUCCUUCUUUCUCUGUCUUCUCUUUUUUUUUUCUCGGCAAACAAACAGACAAACCAGAAACAAAAAAACAAUCCUAGAAAAGGAGUACCCGUCAUUGUAUUGAAGUACCGCCCCACUCUCUUUUGCCACCUCUAUCGUUCUCCAUCUCUCAUACUCCCUCGUUUUAUGAUUUAUUAUCAAUACUCUGCCUUAGAACUUUCUAGUUGUCUCUUUUGUUCUCUUUUUCACUUGAUGGGUGCAAAUUUCUCUGCUUCGUUCAUCGACCGAAAUGAUUUAUCAUCUGUUUCUUCAUCAUUCUCCAGUUUGGGGGACUUGCCAGAAAGCUGUGUGGCCUCAAUUAUCGGGUAUUUGGAUCCUCCAGAGAUAUGUAAAUUGGCAAAGUUGAACAGAGCCUUUAGAGGUGCUUCUUGGGCUGAUUUUGUGUGGGAAUCGAAAUUGCCACCCAAUUAUCAAAUCCUUGUUGGUAAAAUUCUAGGCUUUGUGCCUGAAAAUUGGGGUAAACGAGUCAUUUAUACAAAGCUCUGUAGAGCUAAUUCUUUCGACGGUGGCACCAAGAAAUUAUGGCUGGAUAAGAGCACAGGUGGUGUUUGUUUGGCAAUCUCUUCAAAGGGGUUACGGAUAACGGGGAUUGAUGAUCGAAGAUAUUGGAAUUAUAUUCCUACUGAAGAAUCUAGGUUCUGUUCCGUAGCAUAUCUUCAGCAAAUCUGGUGGUUUGAAGUUGAUGGGGAGGUGGAAUUUCCAUUUCCAGCGGGGUCCUAUAGCGUUUUCUUCAGACUGCAGCUGGGUCGUGUCUCCAGGAGGUUUGGUCGCCGAAUCUGCAACUCUGAGCAUGUUCAUGGUUGGGAUAUAAAACCUGUAAGUUUUCAGCUAUGGACUUCGGAUGGUCAGCAUGCCACAUCACAGUGCACUUUGAGUGAGCCGGGGCAUUGGUUUCACUACCAUGUGGGAGACUUCAAUGUUGAGAACUCAAAUUCAUCGACUAAGAUUAAGUUAUCUAUGACUCAAAUUGAUUGCACACAUACAAAGGGUGGUCUGUGUUUAGACUCUGUGGUCGUAUACCCAAGUAAAUUUAGAGAAAGAUUAAAGCACAAAGGAUUUUUGAAAUGCACUAAACCCAUGUAAUUAAAUUAGAACUUUUUAUUUUGUAGAGCCGUGUACACAUAUUCAAGGAUAGUAUAAUCAAGUUCUAGCUGGUUUUUUGAGUCAAUUUUGUGUAUAAAAAAAUAUGAUUGCACCUUUCUUUCUCCUUUUUGUUGCGUUUAACUUCAAUUUAGCUUAAUAAACCAAAUCAAUAAGCAAAACAGUAGACAGAAAACCUGCAAAAGGAACAAAGUGAAUCUGUGCUCGCAAAACUCUUACCUUACGUCAACAUGUAAUGUAAUUUCAUUAAACCAAUUAAAAGAAAAGAAAAAAAAAACUAAUUUUGGGUUUCCGUUCAUUGGCUAUAUGUUUAAAUAAACUUGACGAAAAACACUGCCAUAAAAAUGGGGACAUUGAAAAACUCGUGAAAGUUUUUUGAUUUAAAGGCACAACCAAUCUG
This is a messenger RNA of Durio zibethinus, 1878 nucleotides long. Its product is annotated as F-box protein PP2-A12-like. The record is from RefSeq and is a predicted model, not a curated record. NCBI's taxonomy places the organism in Eukaryota, Viridiplantae, Streptophyta, Magnoliopsida, Malvales, Malvaceae. Gene Ontology annotation, molecular function: protein binding.